Molecule: messenger RNA, 2190 nt
Organism: Silurus meridionalis
Lineage: Eukaryota; Metazoa; Chordata; Actinopteri; Siluriformes; Siluridae
Product: butyrophilin subfamily 1 member A1-like
Exons: 9
Coding region: 139-1548 (469 amino acids)
Molecular function (GO): protein binding
Source: RefSeq, a predicted model, not a curated record
CAGUGACGAGAGACUCGAGAAAGGAGUGUUUAGUUUCACAUUUGCAGUAACAGGGCUUUAAAACGAAAGCACGACGAACAAAGCAAACGGAUUUCUUUAGCGUCUUUUUACUGGGCAAAUAUACACCUUUAAGCGGAGAUGCUUUUGUGUGUGACUCUGCCGAUUCUCUUCAACGUUAUGGAAUCUAAAGCAGAGCUAUUACAGGUGGUUGGUUCCGAAGCUCCUCUUAUUGCUGUAGCUGGUGAAGACUUGGUUCUGCCUUGUUUUAUCAAAGCCAAAACCAGUGCUGUGGACAUGACAGUGGAGUGGUAUAAACUAGACAAAGAAAACUCUUUGGUGCAUCUCUAUAAGGAUCAUGACGACGUUAAUGAAAAUCAGGCUCAGACAUACAGAGGAAGAACUUCAGUUUUUAAAGAGGAGCUACAGAAGGGCAACACUUCACUCAAACUCUCAGCUCUCAGAGUCUCUGAUGAAGGAGAGUACAAGUGUUUAGUUGAGAAUAAAUCCAUGUCCAAUGAGAUCACUGUUCAUGUCAUUGUUGAGGUUCAGGGAAGCCAGCCAGUGAUUACAUUGGAGAGUUAUGAUAACUCAGGAGGGAUAAAUUUAGUGUGUGAAUCCAGAGGCUGGAAACCUGAACCUGAGGUUCUGUGGCUGGACAGAAAAGGAGUCACUCUGCCUGCUGAAGACACACAGAUACACAGAGAGACUGAGGGCUUCAGUGUGAAACGUCACAUCACUGUUUACGAUUAUAGCGACUCCAACAGAUUCUACUGCAGACUUCUUCAAAAACAUCACAUGAUGGAGACAGAGAUUAUUAUUAAUAGUCCAUUCUUUUCUUCUGGGAAGUGGAUUGUGGGCAUUUUAGUUUCAUCAUGUCUUAUUGCUGCUGGAUUGAUAUUAAUCUCAGUUGUACUUUGCAACAAAGAUAUUCAAAGGGUGAAACAAAUUGCAGAUCAGCAGAGGCAGAGGGAGAAAGAUGAGUUCAUUAAGAGGAGAAAGAAGUUUGCAGAGGUUGUGAUUUUGGAUCCUGAUACAGCUCAUGCUAAACUCAUCCUGUCUGACGAUGGAAAACAAGUGAUACUUGGAGACACACAACAGAAUCUUCCUGAUUCAACCCUCAGAUUUGAUUAUCCCUCUGUUCUGGGCAAGCAGAGUUUCAGCUCAGGGAGAUUUUAUUAUGAGGUGGAAGUAGGAAAUAAAACUGAAUGGACAUUGGGAGUUGCAAAUGAGAACAUUGAUAGAAAAAAUUGGCGUGAUCGGAAUCCAGAAAGUGGAUUCUGGACCAUAACACUAAGGAAUGUAAUUGGAUAUAGGGCUAAUGCUGAUCCCCCUGUCCGCCUCACACUGAGAGGGAAGUUGGAGAAGGUGGGGGUGUUUGUGGAUUAUGAGGAGGGUCUGGUCUGUUUUUAUAAUGCUGACUCCAGCUCUCUUAUCUAUUCUUUUACUGAACCGACUUUUACUGAGAAACUCUAUCCAUACUUCAGUCCUAGGUUCAAUGAAGGAGAUCAGAAUAAAGAGCCAAUGAUCAUCACUGAUGUUACUAAAUAAAAAUCCACUUUACAUUCUUUAAAAUGUUUAAUUAUGUAUCAGCUAAUGAUCUCUUACUAGUACAUAUUUAAGCAGUUAUAAAAGUAACACAUACUCUUGUAAUAUGCUUUGUGUCCUAUUUUAGCAGAUUAAAGCCAUUACAAGAUUUCUAGAAUUUAUAUAAUGUAGCAUCUGGCACAGGUCAUUUAGAUUUUAUGUCCCAGGCAUUCCUUUUAACCAAUGACAUCUACAUCUCAAUCAAAAGGUGAAACGUUUAUGUGGUGUAUCCCACAGUGUCACACUCCACCUCCGAAGACACUAAACAGGACCAACCACUGAACUCUUGUUGGCCUCACAGGGAACAACCAUAAAACAAUCCAAACUCGAAACUCGCUCCAAUAUGACUGUUUGUGACACACACACACACACACACACACACACACACACACACACAAUGCACAACACAAUGGGGCACUCUUUUACUAAUCAAACAAAUAAAUAAGAGGUUCCACAUUCAACGACAUUAACCUAUACCCUGUAUGUAUGUCCUCCCCAUUCAUAGUGGUACUCUAAAAGUCUUAUUCUUGUAACCCUGUUUUAAUGUUGUCUCUUCCUUUUGAUUUCAAAGUUGAUUUAACAUUAUCUUCGCUUUAUUCUUUCUUU